CCCCUCUUCACAUGGGCUCUCCCCCCAUGUAAAGGCUGCACAUCCUGCAUCUCCCAUCCCCAGGCCGGGAUCUGGGGGGUGCCAAGGCUCGAUGGGGCGGGGGGCUGCUCCGGGGGGUGGCCGCCCCUACCCUGCCCGCAUCCCUCUGUCCCAUUAGGAGCCGCAAACCGGGGAACUAACCCAAGGCCGGAGGCUGAUGGGGUGGGGACGCAGGGGACAGGAUGGAUCUGGAUGUCCCCAGGGUGUAGGACGUGCAGCCCCCAGGGCUGGAGGUGGAGGAGGAGAGGACCCGACCCCGGCUGCCUCCCCCAUGCUCCAUCACCACCCCACAGACGUUGGCAUCGCACGUGGCUCCACCAUCGCGGCGACAGCCGGGGGGUUUCUCCCGGUGUCGCCUUCGCCCUCCCCAAACGCGGGGGUCACAGGAGGAAGGAGGGGACGGGUCGCUCGGUGGCGGGGAGGGAGGGCAGGUUUGCAGCGAGCCCUGUGGCCGUGCCGGCCGUUCAUGCCGCUGGCCGGGGGGCUUCGAGCAGCGCCAUGCAGCCCAUCAGCCUGCAGAACCUCUCCAUAUGUUUCCAGCUCCUCAUGUUCUCCUGUCAGACCCAGGGGGAGAAUCAACCGUCUCCUAAUUUUAACCAGUACGUGAGGGACCAGGGGGCCGUGAGUGACCAGCUGAGCCGGCGGCAGAUCAGGGAGUACCAGCUGUACAGCCGGACCAGCGGCAAGCACGUCCAGGUGAACGGCAAAAGGAUCACGGCCACUGCCGAGGACGGCAACAAGUUCGCCAAGCUUAUCGUGGAGACGGACACUUUUGGGAGCCGCGUCCGCAUCAAGGGGGCCGAGAGCGAGAAGUACAUCUGCAUGAGCAAGCGGGGCAAGCUUAUCGGGAAACCCAACGGCAAGAGCAAGGACUGCAUCUUCACGGAGAUCGUGCUGGAGAACAACUACACGGCGUUCCGCAACGCGCGCUACGAGGGCUGGUACAUGGCGUUCACGCGGCAGGGCCGGCCCCGCCGCGCCUCCCGCAGCCGCCAGAACCAGCGCGAAGCCCAUUUCAUCAAGCGGCUGUACCGGGGGCAGCUGCCCUUCCCCAACAACGCCGAGCGGCAGAAGCAGUUCGAGUUCGUCGGCUCGUCCUCGCCCACCCGACGGACCCGCCGCACCCCCCGCCCACGCACGUAAUGCCCGGACUCAUCCCCCUUGCCAGGCUCUGCCUUCCUCAUCCUCGCAGCCUUCGGCCUCGCCGGGCUCUUCCCUUUGUCCCGGCGCCCUCCAGCACUGGUUCUUCCCUGCUUUUUUUCUUCUAAAAUGCUCUAUUUUUAUACUUUAUAACCCCACGCUGGGGUCCCUGCAUCCCUGGAUCAUCCCGUGGUACCCGCUUUCACCACCCGCUCGCCUUGGCAACCCCUCGGACACUUGUCCCCAUGCCACCUCCCUGUCCCAGCAGACGUCCCUCUCGGUGCCGGGGAUGGAUAGACCAGCUAUGAGAGUGCGGGAUGUCCCCACCAGAGCACAAUGUCCCCAGCCCUGAGAUCAGUGGGAUGACCCCAGCCCUGUGGUCAGCGGGACGCUGUCCCCAUCCCUGCGAGGGAUGCAUGGCACUGCGGGCAGCCGGGUGAUGGGGAGUGUGGGGUGUCUGUCCGUAUGUCUGUCUGUCCGUGCAGCUUGGAGGGUCCCUGGGCACGCAGACCCUGGGCCAGCACUUGUAUCCCCAUGGCCAUGGGGUCUCUGUGUUAUUUAUUGGAGGGGAAGGUCUGUGCCCUCUCUGGUGGCACAGGGACACAUGUGGGUGCCCACCAGGCUCCUCUGGCCAAAGAGAAACUGCCUUUAGGUUAUUUUUAUUGGGUUUUUUUGAGGGGUUGUUUGUGUGUUUUCGCAAGCUCCGCUGUUUCCUUUAGGAGUGGCUUUAGGCCUAAAUAUUUAGACUUUGGAGUUUAUUUGUGUAAAGGAGGAAGCCCCAAAGCAAAUAAAAGUGAGUGUCUAGACUGCUGGAA
Molecule: messenger RNA, 1994 nt
Organism: Columba livia (rock pigeon)
Lineage: Eukaryota; Metazoa; Chordata; Aves; Columbiformes; Columbidae
Gene: FGF17
Product: fibroblast growth factor 17
Exons: 5
Coding region: 232-1182 (316 amino acids)
Biological process (GO): positive regulation of protein phosphorylation; regulation of cell migration; animal organ morphogenesis
Cellular component (GO): cytoplasm
Molecular function (GO): growth factor activity; fibroblast growth factor receptor binding
Source: RefSeq, a predicted model, not a curated record